Molecule: messenger RNA, 2918 nt
Organism: Phytophthora infestans T30-4
Lineage: Eukaryota; Oomycota; Peronosporomycetes; Peronosporales; Peronosporaceae
Product: protein kinase
Exons: 1
Coding region: 225-2918 (897 amino acids)
Biological process (GO): protein phosphorylation; intracellular signal transduction
Molecular function (GO): protein kinase activity; ATP binding
Source: RefSeq, a predicted model, not a curated record
CUCUCACGAAACAGCAACCAGCGUUAACGUCGUCCGACCAACUCAGCCCGAGCUGUCCAAGAAACACUGGACAGCACUAUACAGAUCGACUUACCAAAAUCUGUCUCCGUUACUCGAGCUUCAGUCAAACGCUAUCAUUUCAAUUUCUUCCCGAUUUUUUUUUUUCCGUGAGCUGGGCGUUAUUGCCUCCCUAACAUCCCACCAGCUUAUUGUCGUUGUUGGGAAUGGCGACGGUGGUGGUUUUGGACCGGGUGCGAUUGAGUCAAAUCAUCACCCUGGUUGGCUACAGCAUCUUGUGCUCGUUCUGCCUCCUGUUGCUCAUUUAUCUACGCUGGAACCGCCUUGUCGCCUUCAAGGGAGAUGCCCAAGCCACAUGCAAAGUCAUUCUGCCAGCAUUUGAGCCGCUGUUGUGGAUCCUCGCGGUUGUCACGGGUGGCUAUUCGGUCUUCUUCGCAAUCGCACUGCACGCCAAGCUGUACACGACCAAGUUCCCGUACCUCGACAGCGAGAUCAUCUAUGCCGGUCGACAAUUCGUCUUUGUUCUCGCGCUGAUAUAUCUGUGUCAGAAAAGCGUGUCGGUUCCUGCUCUUCGCCGCGCAGUGAUCAAGGCGGUCCUGCUCGCUUCGUACACUGUGCCCGUCGUGUGGCUGCUCAACCACUUCGUACCAAAUGAAACGAUGGUCUUCUUUUUCGUUAGGCUCUUGUUCCGCCCGACGAUCUUGAUUUUCGUGAUCUACGUGUGCUUUAUCAGCCCACCGGCAGGUCGAGCAAGCCCGACGUCUCUGCGCAUUCACGGCGCGUACAUUAUCACGUAUCAUGUGUUUACGAUCAUCAGUGUUCUUGUCCAGCACUAUUAUCCAGACUCCCCUGGAUACUCAGCACUGUCUUAUAUUGUGCUAACGUGGGGGUCGCUAAGUCCGCUAUUUAUCUGGAGUCUGCUGCGUGCAGAUACUGAAUAUUGGCGAGGAUUGGGCCAACGAGCGUGUGCAUUACAACACGCAGGCCGUCAAUCUGGACCCGCUCAAUUGGAUGAGACCAUUUCGUCCAACAGAAUUCAUCUCCUUAUCGAGAUGCACAAGGAUUUCGUUAUCGACUUCGCUCAUCUCGAACUACGACGUAAAAUCGGUGCCGGCUCGAGUGCUGCCGUGUUCAGUGGACGACUUCAGCAACGUAAACCUGUAGCUGUAAAAGUUUACACUCCCUUUCGAUUUACGGAGGAAGUCGUCGCGGAGUUCUCCCACGAAGCAGCACUCUGUGCGUCACUGUCUCAUCCGAACAUUGUCAAGUUCUACGGGAUGUGUGUAUGUCCUCCUACUAUUUGCCUUGUGUCGGAGCUGUGUCAAGGGUCUUUGGAAGACAUUCUUUACGCCCAAGCCAAGUCACGCAGUCGUCGUCGUGUCACACGACAUCUUUUCGACCUUGGAGCUGAGGUUGAGGACACGGAUGUUCUUGAUCGGCAACAAAUGCUGCUUAACAUUUGUUAUAUGCUCGAUUGCGCGCGUGCGGUUGCCUAUAUCCACAGCUUUACGCCGCCGUUCUUACACCGAGACAUCAAGCCUGCCAACUUUCUCGUGGAUAAGGAAAAUAACGUCAAACUUACAGACUUCGGCGACUCCCGACGGCUACCACGAGAGCUACCUGGCAACAUUGACAGUAGUAAAUCUGACGAGCCUCUGACUUCAGUUGGAACUGUAGCAUCCAGUGACUCUCCCGGCCCGAACAGGAGUAUUCCAGCUCCUCCACAGAUCAAAAUGACCGUGACAGGUACAGUGAGUUACAUGGCACCCGAGAUGAUCGGGUGUCGUACUGGUCUAGCCAGUUAUGGUGAAGCUGCCGAUGUGUACUCUCUAGCUAUCACUUUCUGGGAUAUCUUAUACCCGGACCGAGAAAAGUACUCCGUCACGAACCCCCUGCUCGUGUUUGAAGGUGUUCUUAACGGUUGUCGGCCGCCGUUAGAAGACAUGGAUCCUAAUAAUCCCGACGAGAUUUUCCCGUCGAAACUUCGAGGAAUUAUUACCCGCGCAUGGCAUAGUAACCCAAAUGCCCGACCAACGAUGCCACAAAUUGUUCGCACGCUGGAAAGCAUCCAAGAAGAACUGCUAUCAGUUUUGGCUCAAGAUUUAAGCGACGACUUUGAGAGGACGAGCGUCGGGUGCCGAAUGGUUUCGUCGGAAAAGUGCUUCACCGGCGAGUUCCUGGUCGAAAGGAUGGAAGAUCUGGCCGUCACGGAAUCUCGAGGCGAGGGCUUGCGACUCGGUCGGGCACUCAUGGACGCUGGCUUCUUGCAUCACAUUCGUCACGAACGAGGAUUCGAGAACGGCGACGCGGUGUAUUUCUUCGACGACGGCAACAUCAACUUCUGUCAGCCAUUGGCUAUGCUGGAAGAAACCACAGGCACCGAGUCCGACGACGAACACUUUGCUCAGCAACCCAAACCGGCUACGCCCCACACAAGCCCCAAGUCCAAGAGCUCGGGACGCUCGCGACUAUUUUCACACUUGACAUCGACGUUUUCAAAUCCCGGACACCACUCGUCAGGCACCAGUAGCGGCACCGAAGUGGCAGAAGUAAACACCUGUGCAUGUCGUUUACGCGGUCAAAGGCACGUGCCGUCAGGAACUGGAAGCGAUCGACGGCUUAGUCAUGACAGACAGCGUCAACGUGUGUGGCAUAAAAGCCCACUACGGAAUCACUCCAAGAGCCAACGACUCGAGUCCGCGGGGAGUAGCAGUUGCAGCAGCCAUCGAAGUAGCUCAGGUUUCCUGUCUUCUCCUACCAGAUGGAAGCGAAAGAAAGCCAAGCAUCAGAAAGAAAACGCGCUCACACACAAGCUCCUAGACGAAGCAGAAGAGCACGCGAUCGAUAUCGACGAUGAAGACGUGAAGGAAUCACGGACACUCGCUCAGCCAGCGGCCUGA